GAGCUGCCGCCUCGUCCCCUCUCUCCUCCUCCUCCCUCUGACAGGCGAGCGAGCGGCUCGGUGCAGGCAGGAGACGUGCCGCCGGGUUGGGCUGCCCGGGAGAGAUGACUUCUGGCCGGGAGGGCGCCUCUGGAAAGAAGACCACGGGGGAAGCAAAGUUUCAGGGCAGCUGAGGAGCCUUCGCCGCAGCCCUUCCAAGCCCUCUCACCUCCCUGGCUAUGGAGGGCGGACUCUAAGAUGAAUCCCGAUCUGGACACCGGCCACAACACAUCAGCACCUGCCCACUGGGGAGAGUUGAAAAAUGCCAACUUCACUGGCCCCAACCAGACCUCGAGCAAUUCCACACUGCCCCAGCUGGACAUCACCAGGGCCAUCUCCGUGGGCCUGGUGCUGGGCGCCUUCAUCCUCUUUGCCAUCGUGGGCAACAUCCUCGUCAUCUUGUCUGUGGCCUGCAACCGUCACCUGCGGACGCCCACCAACUACUUCAUCGUCAACCUGGCCAUUGCCGACCUGCUGCUGAGCCUCACUGUGCUGCCCUUCUCGGCUGCCCUGGAGGUGCUCGGCUACUGGGUGCUGGGGCGGAUCUUCUGCGACAUCUGGGCCGCCGUGGACGUCCUGUGCUGCACAGCUUCCAUUCUGAGCCUGUGCGCCAUCUCCAUCGAUCGCUACAUCGGGGUGCGCUACUCUCUGCAGUACCCCGCGCUGGUUACCCGGAGGAAGGCCAUCUUGGCGCUCCUCAGUGUCUGGGUCUUGUCCACUGUUAUCUCCAUCGGGCCUCUCCUUGGGUGGAAGGAGCCGGCACCCAACGAUGACAAGGAAUGCGGGGUCACCGAAGAACCCUUCUACGCCCUCUUCUCCUCCCUGGGCUCCUUCUACAUCCCUCUGGCGGUCAUUCUGGUCAUGUACUGCCGUGUCUACAUCGUUGCCAAGAGGACCACCAAGAACCUGGAGGCAGGAGUCAUGAAGGAGAUGUCCAACUCCAAGGAGCUGACCCUGAGGAUCCACUCCAAGAACUUUCACGAGGACGCCCUAAGCAGUACCAAGGCCAAGGGCCACAACCCCAGGAGUUCCAUAGCUGUCAAACUUUUUAAGUUCUCCAGGGAAAAGAAAGCAGCCAAGACCUUGGGCAUAGUGGUCGGUAUGUUCAUCUUGUGUUGGCUACCCUUCUUCAUCGCUCUACCACUUGGCUCCCUGUUCUCAACCCUGAAGCCCCCCGACGCCGUGUUCAAGGUGGUGUUCUGGCUGGGCUACUUCAACAGCUGCCUCAACCCCAUCAUCUACCCGUGCUCCAGCAAGGAGUUCAAGCGCGCCUUCGUGCGCAUCCUCGGGUGCCAGUGCCGCGGCCGGCGCCGCCGCCGCCGGCGCCGCCUGGGCGGCUGCGCCUACACCUACCGGCCGUGGACGCGCGGCGGCUCGCUGGAGCGCUCGCAGUCGCGCAAGGACUCGCUGGACGACAGCGGCAGCUGUCUGAGCGGCAGCCAGCGGACCCUGCCCUCGGCCUCGCCGAGCCCCGGCUACCUGGGCCGCGGCGCGCCGCCGCCCGUCGAGCUGUGCGCCUUCCCGGAGUGGAAGGCGCCCGGCGCCCUCCUGAGCCUGCCCGCGCCCGAGCCCCCGGGCCACCGCGGCCGCCGCGACUCGGGCCCGCUCUUCACCUUCAAGCUCCUGGCCGAGCCCGAGAGCCCCGGGACGGACGGGGGCUGCGAGGCCGCGGCCGACGUGGCCAACGGGCAGCCGGGCUUCAAAACCAACAUGCCCCUGGCGCCCGGGCACUUUUAG
Molecule: messenger RNA, 1776 nt
Organism: Diceros bicornis minor
Lineage: Eukaryota; Metazoa; Chordata; Mammalia; Perissodactyla; Rhinocerotidae
Gene: ADRA1B
Product: adrenoceptor alpha 1B
Exons: 2
Coding region: 238-1776 (512 amino acids)
Biological process (GO): adenylate cyclase-activating adrenergic receptor signaling pathway; positive regulation of cytosolic calcium ion concentration; cell-cell signaling
Cellular component (GO): membrane
Molecular function (GO): alpha1-adrenergic receptor activity
Source: RefSeq, a predicted model, not a curated record